Carlito syrichta (Philippine tarsier) is the source of this 4864-nucleotide messenger RNA. RefSeq names its product Werner syndrome RecQ like helicase (gene WRN). Gene Ontology annotation, molecular function: four-way junction helicase activity; 3'-5' exonuclease activity; nucleic acid binding. Lineage: Eukaryota; Metazoa; Chordata; Mammalia; Primates; Tarsiidae. The transcript is spliced from 34 exons. The record is from RefSeq and is a predicted model, not a curated record. Gene Ontology annotation, biological process: telomere maintenance; DNA replication; double-strand break repair via homologous recombination. Gene Ontology annotation, cellular component: nucleus; cytoplasm; nucleoplasm.
AUGAAUAAAAAAAAAUUGGAAACAAGUCCACAGCAGCAGAAAUUUCCUGAAUGGAUGUCUUUGCAGAAUACAAGAUGUGCUAUAGAAGAAAGAAAGGCAUCUAUUCAGAAGAGUGUUUUGGAAGAUCAUCUCCCCUUCUUAGAAUUCCCUGGAUCCAUUGUGUAUAGUUAUGAAGCUAGUGAUUGCUCUUUCCUAUCAGAAGAUAUUAGCAUGAGUCUAUCUGAUGGCGAUGUGGUGGGAUUUGACAUGGAAUGGCCACCAGUGUACACUAAAGGGAAACUUAACAGAGUUGCACUAAUUCAGUUGUGUGUGUCUGAGAGCAAAUGUUACUUGUUUCAUAUUUCUUCUAUGUCAGCUUUUCCACAGGGAUUAAAAAUGUUGCUUGAAAAUACAGCAAUUAAAAAGGCAGGUGUAGGAAUUGAAGGAGAUCAGUGGAAGCUUCUACAUGAUUUUGACAUCAGAUUGAGGAGUUUUGUGGAGUUGACAGAUGUUGCCAAUAACAAGCUGAAAUGUGCAGAGACUUGGAGCCUUAAUGGUCUGGUUAAACACCUCUUCAGUAAACAGCUUCUGAAAGACAAGUCUAUCCGCUGUAGCAAUUGGAGUAAUUUUCCACUCACUGAGGACCAGAAAUUGUAUGCAGCCACUGACGCUUAUGCUGGUCUCAUCAUUUAUAGAAACUUAGAAACUUUGGGUGAUGCUGUGCAAAUGCUUACUAUAAAUAAAGAAACAGAGAUCUUGCUAUAGGAUAUAAAGAAACAGCUGACUUCAAUUUCUGAGGAGGUGAUGGAUCUGGCUAAGCAUCUUCCUGACACUUUUAGAAAACUGGAAAAUCCACAGAGGAUUUCUGGCCUCUUAAAGGAUGUUUCAGAAAAUCUAUAUUUACUGAGGAAGAUGAUCUUGGGCACUACAAAGACUGAGACUGAACUGGGACCCAGCAGUAACUUCAACUUAUUAUCAUUGGAAGAUUCAACUGCUGGUGGAGUACAACAGAAAUCAAUUGGAGAACAUACAAUUUUUACGUUAGUUAAAGAUGAAACAGGGGACCCAACACUUGAUAAUUUAGUUAAAAAUGAUAGAGAAGAUGUACUUGGAAAUGAAGUAGAACAAAAACAAGACAAAUUUGAAGAUGGAAUAGAAGACAAUAAAUUGAAAGAGAAUAUGGAAAGAACUUGUUUGAUGUCAUUAGAUAUUACAGAGUAUGAACUUCAAGUUUUGGAACAGCAGGCUCAGGAAAAAUUUCUUAGUGAUGCAACUUACAAAUCUGCUGAGCAUUUAUCUCCCAAGAAUAAUGAAAGUGAUACAUCUUAUGUAAUUGAGAGUGAUGAAGAUUUAGAAAUGGAAAUGCUUAAGUCUUUAGAAAACCUAAAUAGUGCCACGGUGGAUUCAACUCAUUCUAAAGCAUUAGAAAUGGAAAGAAAUCUGGAUCUUCCUACUGAAGAAGACGAUGAAGAUGAAAAUGAUGCUAUUGAAGAGGAAGAAGAAGAUGAUAAGGACUGUUUGUUGCCUGAACCCAGUGCAAAGCAAGUUACAUGCCUCAAGACCUACUUUGGCCAUUCCAGUUUUAAACCGGUUCAGUGGAAAGUGAUUCAUUCAGUAUUGGAAGAAAGAAGAGAUAAUGUUGUUGUCAUGGCAACUGGAUAUGGAAAGAGUUUGUGCUUCCAGUAUCCCCCUGUUUAUGUAGGCAAGAUUGGCCUUGUCAUCUCUCCUCUUAUUUCCUUGAUGGAAGACCAAGUGCUCCAGCUUAAAAUGUCCAACAUCCCAGCUUGUUUCCUUGGAUCAGCACAGCCAAAAAAUAUUCUAGAUGAUAUUAGAUUAGGCAAAUAUUUGAUUGUAUACAUGACUCCAGAAUUCUGUUCAGGUAACUUGGGCCUACUCCAGGAACUUGAGGCCAGUAUUGGAAUCACACUUAUUGCCGUGGAUGAGGCUCAUUGUAUUUCUGAGUGGGGGCAUGAUUUUAGAAAUUCAUUCAGGAUGUUGGGCUCCCUAAGGACAGUACUCCCAUUGGUUCCAGUUGUUGCACUCACUGCUACUGCAAGUUCUUCCAUCCGAGAAGACAUUGUACGUUGCUUAAAUCUGAGAAAUCCUCAGAUUACCUGUACUAGUUUUGAUCGACCAAACCUGUAUUUAGAAGUUGGACGAAAAACAGGGAAUAUCCUUCAGGAUCUGAAGCAAUUUCUUAACAAGAAAACAAGUUCUCACUGGGAUUUUGAAGGUUCAACCAUCAUCUAUUGUCCUUCCAGAAAAAUGACAGAACAAAUUACCGCUGAACUUAGGAAACUCAAUUUAUCCUGUGGAACAUACCAUGCAGGCAUGAGUUUUAACACAAGGAAAGAGAUUCAUCAUAGGUUCAUGAGGGAUGAGAUUCAGUGUGUCAUAGCUACCAUCGCUUUUGGAAUGGGCAUUAAUAAAGCUGACAUUCGCAAAGUCAUUCAUUAUGGUGCUCCUAAGGAAAUGGAGUCAUAUUACCAGGAGAUUGGUAGAGCUGGUCGUGAUGGACUUCAAAGUUCUUGUCAUGUACUCUGGGCUCCAGCAGACUUUAACUUAAAUAGGAACCGCCUUACUGAGAUACAUAAUGAAAAGUUUCGAUUAUGCAAAUUAAAGAUGAUAGCAAAGAUGGAAAAAUACCUUUAUUCCAGCAAGUGUAGGAGACAAAUCAUCUUGUCUCAUUUUGAGGACAAACAACUACGAAAAGCCUCCUUGGGAAUUAUGGGAACUGAAAAAUGCUGUGAUAAUUGCAGGUCCAGAUUGGGCUGUUGCUAUUCCAUUGAUGAUUCAGACGAUAUAUCCCAGGACUUUGGUCCACAAGCAUUUCAGCUAUUAUCUGCUGUGAGCAUCUUAGGGGAAAAUUUUGGAAUUGGGGUUCCGAUUUUAUUUCUCCGAGGAUCCAAUUCUCAGCGUCUUGCACAUAAAUAUCACAGUCACAACUUCUUUGGCACUGGCAAGGAUCAAACAGAGAGUUGGUGGAAAAGUUUUUCCCGUCAGCUUAUAACUGAGGGAUUCUUGACAGAAGUUCCUGGACAUAACAAAUUUGCAAAAAUUUGCACCCUUACAAAAAAGGGUAGAAAUUGGCUUGGCAAAGCCAAUACAGAAUCUCCUCCGAGACUCAUCCUACAAGUUAAUGAAGAAUUGUGUCCAAAGAAGCCUCUUCUGCCUAGCUCAAAAAAUGUAUCUCCAGGCACUGAACAGCAAUCCCCUAAUCAAGUACCAAUUGAAUUAACUGCAGAGGAGAAGUAUAACUUGGAGAUGAUGUAUUCUUACAAACCGUGUGAUAAGAUUUCUUCUGGGAGUAGCAUUCCUAAAAAAAGUAUCAUGGUGCAGUCACCAGGAAAAUCUUACCCCACUUCAGAACCUGUUAUUUCAGCCCAAGAACAGGAGACUCAGACUGUGUUAUAUGGCAAAUUGUUAGAAGCUAGGCAGAAACAUGCCAACAAAUUGGAUAUUCCUCCUGUUAUUCUGGCAACAAAUAAGAUACUGGUGGAUAUGGCCAAAAUGAGACCAACUACAGUUGAACAUGUAAAAUGGAUUGAUGGCGUUUCUGAAGGCAAAGCUGCUAUGUUGGCCCCUCUGUUGGAUGUCAUCAAACAUUUCUGCCAAGCAAAUAGUAUUCAGACAGACAACUUUUCAAGUACAAAACCUCAGGAAGAGCAGAACAAAAGUCUGGUAGUAGAAAAUAAAAAAUGCUCAAUUUCACAAUCUGUGGCCAUCACAUAUUCUUUAUUCCAAGAAAAGAAGAUGUCUUUGAAGAGCAUAGCUGAGAGCAGGAUUCUGCCUCUCAAAGCAGUUGGCAUGCACUUAUUCCAAGCAGUAAAAGCUGGUUACCCCCUCGAUUUGGAGCGUGCAGGCCUGACUCCAGAGGUUCAGAAGAUUAUUGCCGAUGUUAUCCGAAACCCUCCCAUCAGCUCAGAUGUGCGUAAAAUUAAACCAAUUAGAACAUUAGUACCUGAAGAUAUUGACACCUACCUCAUCUACAUGGCAAUUGAGAUCCUUGAAAAUGACCAUCACAGCCAGCUCUUACGCCAGCCUUCAUGUGACUCCAAUAAGAGAUGCUUCCCCAACUCUGAAGAGAGUUGUUCAAGUUCUAAGAGAAGCAAGGAAGAAGUGGGCACUAAUACCCAGACUUCAUCUGAAACUUCAAGAAUAUUACCUGCAUGGUUUGCCAAGGGAAAUGAGGCUUUACCGGAUAUCAGCAAGAAAUCAAAGGACAAAACAAAAAAUAAAGGUCUUUUUCAUUAAGUUGGCAGUGACCAGAGCAAUUAUGUGUGUCUUGCUGUAUUAUAAGAAGAGAGUUAUAUUUCAUUUCUGAAGAGUGAGAAGUAAUAUUUCAGUUUAAAAUUUAUUCUAAUCACAAAGUAAAACUCACCUAUUUACUAAAGGACUGGCAUCCUAAAUCAAUCUUACAGAGUUCACAUAAAGAAUUUGGGUUUUCUGGGAGCAUUAUAGAAUACAUUAGAGGAUGGGUUAUUAAGUUAGAUUUCCUUUAAGAUUGCUUUAAGAAAUUGUUACUGUCUUGUUUUCUAAUCUCUUUAUUUAUUACAAAUGGUAUAUUUAGAAAAUAUAAUGUGCUGUGAUUUGAUACAGAUAACAGAUUAGUAGUUAUGUGGUAAAUGUGUGAUUUAAAAUAUUCAUAUAUUGGCAAAAUGCUGUCUUGUAAAUGUAAGAAAGCAUAGUUAUUUUACAAAUUAUCUUUACUAUCUUUUAAAGAAGCUCUUAUACACAUUAUUAAAUGGUAUUAAUUUUGCUGAUCUGGUAUUGGCCAGACCAGUGAAAAUAAAGCCACAUUUUGGGUUCCUUGUAGGUAGGGAAAAAGAAUGUAAAAAGUUUAAAAAGGGUACCAAUUGCACUGGGUAACAUUUUGUAUUUUAUA